AUGGCGCGUCGACCCAAGUCCUCAACAACGCACGUUCAUCGUGACGCUAAAGUACCUCAAGGAAAGACAGAUAUGUUACUCCAUCGACACCGUCUAUUACGACGUUCAUCAGGAUUUAUGCUAGCGCGAAAAUACCGGAAUCCAUGGCCAACGGAAAGUUACUUUGCACGGGAAAUUAGCAGUCGUUUUGUACCUCGAACAGAGCGUGCAGGAAGUGGAGGAUCAUCAGUAGCAGUAGCAGCAGCAACAACAUUUACCAGUACGACCACUGCUACCUCGACGGGUUCUACUAGCAGCAAUAAUAGCAUGAUAGGACUUAAUGGUCCCAAGGGAUAUACACGAGAAGAACUUAUUAAUUUUUGGAGGGAGCUGGCGCUUGUGACGAAGCGACGGCUUUUGCGGAUCCGACGGGAGACCUAUUUGACAGCAUUGGACCAAUUCCUUGUGGGGCAAAACUUGUGUUGUGAGUGUCAUGACAAUGUAAUUGCAGAGUGGGAGGAUCAUGAACGAAAACGUUCUGGCAGUCGUUUUCUGCAAGAUGUUUUUAGUGUCUUCCCUCCCUUUUUGGACGAUGAAGAUGAUGACGAAGACGAUGACGAAGACGAAGAAGAGGAUGAAGAGGAAGAUGAAGAGCCAGAUGAGUUAGAAGAUGAGUCUGAUGAAGAUAUGCUCUCGACGGAGGAUAUGGUGUUAGAAGAGGAGGAAUUGGUGUUUAAAUAUGAGCUGGAGCAGGAAGGUAGACGAGGAGGCGGCAGCAAUGAGGGCAUGUUGUCGGACGAAUAUCUGGCAGCACUAGACGUCGGCGAGCGACAAGAAGACGAGCUGCUACGACUUACUCAGAAAGAGGAACGCUAUAUCAUUAUUCGAGAAGAUCACACGGAAUUCAUCAUGGAUCUAAUUCGCUGUGGCGAACAAUUCAGCUAUGUGUCUCCGUUUCAGUCUGGUUUUGAUGACGAUGAGAGCGAAAAUAGUGAAGAGGAUGACGACGUUGAUGAUACAUGCCCCGGUGCAAACACUUCACAUCUGGCACAGGAAUAUCUACUGGAAGUGCUAGCUAUUAAGUUUCGAGAACAGCUGGAGGACGCAUACCAAGAGGCAUUACAGCAUUCGCUCGCGGUGCAGGCUGAACUGCUUCAAGAUGAGCUUGCAGACCUCAAAGCAAGUCAGAAACCUUCUAGUAGCAGUCGGAAGAAGAAAAACAAGAAGGAAAAGAAGCGCCGCAAGAAAGAGGCUGCAGCACAGCGUGCGACAGAGAAAGUGAGUCUGCGAGAUACUAGCACCCAGACGCGGACAUCUGCGCGGCCUACCCGCAGAACAUCAGCAGUAGCAACAAAGCAGCAAUCCGUAUUGGCGUCAACAGAUGGGAGUGGUGACUCGGAGACGGAGGAGCGUGACCCCGAAGAGGACGAAAUUGACCGUGAGGUAGAGGAGUUUCGUCUAUUGCUGGAGAAGAUUAACACUGAGAGCGCAUUGUGUUCACGGAAGAAGUUGGUGCUGCCUCCAGGCUCGUUUGCUGACAUAACCUCAAUGACCAUCUCAUGA
This is a messenger RNA of Peronospora farinosa, 1542 nucleotides long. The record is from the annotation of a GenBank genome assembly. NCBI's taxonomy places the organism in Eukaryota, Oomycota, Peronosporomycetes, Peronosporales, Peronosporaceae.